Molecule: messenger RNA, 4520 nt
Organism: Trichechus manatus latirostris (Florida manatee)
Lineage: Eukaryota; Metazoa; Chordata; Mammalia; Sirenia; Trichechidae
Gene: CIP2A
Product: cellular inhibitor of PP2A
Exons: 21
Coding region: 576-2819 (747 amino acids)
Source: RefSeq, a predicted model, not a curated record
UAACCCCUGGCUCACUGCCGGGUGUGGCGGCCCGAGCCCAGGAAAGAGGACAGCCCCUCGCUCCCUCGACGGUCUUUUUGUCCUGGUAAAGGCAAAUGCGUGUCAGCCUUGAAUCGCCACCCUCCCGCACCCGCCCCUAGUGCCUGCGAUAGGAGGCUGGGACAACAGGCUCCGGUGUUUUGGCUGUAUUUCAGGUAAUUUCUGGACAGAAGCUCACACGAUUGUUUACAUCAAAUCAGAUCUUACCAAGUGAAUGCUUGAGUUGCCUUGUAGAGCUGCUUGAAGAUCCAAACAUAAGUGCUCCACUAAUCUUAAGUAUUAUCAGUCUGCUGUCUCAACUUGCUUUAGACAAUGAAACCAAAGAUUGUCUUCAGAAUACGUACAGUCUGAAUAGUGUGCUAGCAGGAGUGGUUUGUCGGAACAGUGCUUGCCACAGCAAUUCAGUGUCUCUACAGUGCAUUCAACUUCUGCAGAGGUUAACCUAUAAUGCCAAAAUUUUCCAUUCUGGCGCCAAUAUAGAUGAAUUAAUUACAUUUCUGAUAGAUCACAUUCAGUCUUCAGAAGAUGAGUUAACUAUGCCUUGUCUGGGAUUAUUGGCAAAUCUUUGUCGGCACAAUCUUUCUGUUCAAACGCACGUAAAGACUUUGAGUAAUGUGAAAUCUUUUUAUCGAACUCUUAUAACUUACUUGGCCCAUAGUAGUUUAACUGUGGUUGUGUUUGCACUUUCAAUAUUAUCCAGUUUGACAUUAAAUGAAGAAGUUGGGGAAAAGCUGUUCCAUGCUCGAAACAUUCAUCAGACUUUUCAGUUAAUAUUUAAUAUUCUCGUAAACGGCGAUGGUACCCUAACUAGAAAGUAUUCAGUUGACCUGCUAACAGAUCUCCUUAAAAAUCCUAAAAUUGCUGAUUAUCUUACCAGGUAUGAGCACUUUUCUUCAUGUCUUAAUCAAGUAUUAGGUCUUCUUAAUGGGAAGGAUCCUGAUUCUUCUUUAAAGGUUUUAGAAUUACUUCUUGCCUUCUGUUCAGUGACUCAGCUGCGCCACGUGCUCACUCAGAUGGUAUUUGAACAGUCUCCAUCUGGCAGCGUCAUUCUGGGAAGUCGUCCCAAGUGUUUGGAACCUACUGUGGCUCUGCUUCGUUGGUCAAGCCAACCUUUGGACACAUCAGAAAACUGUUCUGUUUUAGCACUGGAGUUGUUCAAGGAAAUAUUCGAGGAUGUCAUAGAUACUGCCAGCUCUUCCUCAGCUGAUCGUUUUGUGACCCUUCUGCUGACUACAAUCCUUGAUCAACUUCAGUUUACAGAACAAAAUCUUGAUGAGCCCUUAUUAAGAAAAAAAUGUGAAAGAAUGGUCAAGGCCAUUGAAGUUUUGUUAACUCUGUGUGGAGAUGAUACUCUCAAAAUGCAUCUUGCAAAAGUUGUGACUACUAUUAAAUGCACCACUCUGAUAGAACAACAAUUCACAUAUGGCAAGAUUGACCUGGGGUUUGGAACAAAGGUAGCAGAUUCUGAAUUGUGCAAACUUGCUGCUGAUGUAAUUUUGAAAACUCUUGAUUUGAUGAACAAACUUAAACAGUUGAUUCCUGGUAUGGAAGUAAGCUUCUACAAAAUCCUCCAGGAUUCACGUUUGGUUACUCCUUUGGCUUUUGCUUUAACAUCAGAUAAUAGAGAACAAGUACAGUCUGGAUUGGGAAUAUUAUUGGAAGCUGCACCACUCCCAGAUUUUCCUGCUUUAGUACUUGGAGAAAGUAUAGCAGCAAACAAUGCCUAUAGACAACAGGAAACAGAACAUGUGCCCAGAAGAAUGCAUUUGCAAUCAUUAAAUCACAGUUUCCCAGCAUCAGUAAAGUGUUUAACUCCUCCACUUUUGAAAGAUAAUGUUCCUGGAUUGAACAUUGAGGAAUUAAUAGAGAAACUUCAGUCUGGAAUGGUGGUAAAGGAUCAGAUUAAUGAUGUGAGGAUUUCUGACAUAAUGGAUAUAUAUGAGAUGAAAUUGUCCACUUUAGCCUCCAAAGAAAGCAGGCUACAAGAUCUCUUGGAAGCAAAAGCUCUAGCCCUUGCACAGGCCGAUAGACUUAUUGCUCAGUAUCGCUGUCAAAGAACUCAAGCAGAGACUGAGGCACGGACGCUUGCUAGUAUGUUGAGAGAAGUUGAGAGAAAAAACGAAGAACUCAGUGUGUUGCUGAAGUCACAGCAGGUCGAAUCAGAAAGAGCCCAGAGCGAUAUUGAGCAUCUCUUUCAACAUAACAGGAAGUUAGAGUCUGUGGCUGAAGAACAUGAAAUACUGACAAAAUCCUACAUGGAACUUCUUCAGAGGAAUGAAACUGCAGAAAAGAAAAAUAAAGAUUUACAGAUCACAUGUGAAUCUCUGAAUAAACAAAUAGAGACAGUGAAAAAGUUGAAUGAAUCACUCAAGCAACAAAAUGAAAAAACUAUUGCCCAAUUAAAAGAGAAGGAAGAGCAAAGAAAAGAAGUACACAGCCUGCUAGUAGACAGAGAAUGUAAACUAGCAAACUUGCAACAAAAAGCAGUAGCACAAGAAGAAACGAUUGAAACUUUACAAAAAGAAAGGAAAGAUAAGGAAGAAACCAUUGACCUCCUUAGAAAAGAAUUGAGCAGAACAGAACAGAUAAGAAAAGAGUUGAGCAUUAAGGCUUCCUCCCUAGAAGUUCAAAAGGCCCAAUUAGCAAGUCGUUUGGAAGAGAAAGAGUCUCUGGUGAAGCUUCAACAAGAGGAAUUGAACAAACAUUCUCACAUGAUAGCAAUGAUCCACAGUUUAAGUGGUGGAAAAAUAAAUCCAGAAACUGUGAAUCUCAGUAUAUAGACAUAAGGGCAUUUUGGAGUUUGUAAUCUUAAAGCUAUGUUUGAUGUAUUUAUCUAUUGUGGGGUAGAGGAGGUAAGUUGUAACUCCAAGACAAUAGGAAAUUAUUAUCCGGUGAUUAAUUUAGUAAACAUCCUGAACUGAUACAUGUUUUUAUUUGGUUUUUUGAGUAGAGAGAUGUUUUUAAAGUUUUCCUUUCUAUUUCUGGCUUCUUUUAUUGUGUAAAGCUUUCUUUGGUUCUUAGAUUAGGAUAUUCUUAUCAUCCUGUCAUCAUGUUUCUAGGUUUUUUCCUUUUCCAGAGUUACUUUCCACUCUCUUAACUUAUUCUCAUUUGUGACUAUUUUGAUUUUGAAAUCAAACUUUCCUGAUUUAACAAUCCUAAAGAUUCAUAAAUUAAAAAUACAAUUGAUAAAAAGAGAAAAGGUACAGUAUUGCUGGAGAAGUUUUUCUCUACAGUACCACUAAAGAAAUAAAAUUUUUAUUACAGCAUUUAAGAUGUAUGUCAUAUGUUCUAAAUUUGAAAACAAAUUCAAUGAAUAGUUAUCAGAAUUAAUGUAGAAUUAAGAAAUAGAUGUGUUAAAUGAUUACAUUGUCAUAUAAAGAACUAGGUGAUAACUUAUAGAAUUUUUUGUAAGAUAUCUUCAGUUUUUUUAAUUCUUUUUAAAAUGGCACCUAUUGACCCACCAUAUCACUUUAAUCAGUGAUGGGUUUUUUAUGAUUUCCUUAAGAAUAAUUCAGAUUCUACUCUUGCUACAUAUUUGGAAAUUCAGUGUUUGCUGUUAAUUCUGAUGUGAAUUGCAUUUAAUGUAUUGUCUUAGAGUUAAAUAGUUUUUAAUUGGACCAUUUUAUUUUAAAGAGUAGUUUAAAUAUCUUUAUUCAUGUAUUUCUUUAAUACAAGAGAAUUUUUCAUUUGAAUCAAAUGAUGUAAGUAGUGUGUUUAAGAAAAGAAUUUAUAUCAAUAUUUUGAUUGAUAUCAUUGCUACACUAUUACAACCAUUCAUUUUAGUGUUUUCUUCCUGUAUCUCUGCUUGAUUUUAGUGAAUUUAAAAACAUACUUCUAAUUUUUAACCACAGUAUAUCUGAAUUUAUGUUUAGAAAUUAAACAUGCAAAUAUUUUAGAACUUUACUAGUCAUACUAAAUACUAUCAAGCUAUAAUAGUUUUAUAUAUUUGUAUACAUUUUGUACAGUUCUACAAAUUUUGAAACAUUGUACAGAGUAAAACAUGUUAAAUUGCUACUUGUUUUAAAGACGUACAUUCUAUUUUCCUUUGAAACAACAUACAUUUUCAGUUUAAUGGGAAAAAAUAUUUAAAUGGAUGGAUACGACUGAAAAACUAAAAGUAGACUUUCAUCUUGCCAAGGUUUUCCCUUAGUUUUCUAAAAUAAGUAAGUGAAUGAAUUAAUUAACCAAAAGCUCUAAGGAAAAUCAAACAAUUUAGAAACUCUUGUCAAGACACUGAGCCUAGCCCAGUACUACCCAGUGGAACUUUGUGCAAUGAUAGAAAUAUUCUAUAUCUGUGCAGUCAGGUACCACAGCUAUUAGCCAUUUGUGCCUAUUGGGUACUAGUGGCUAGUGCAAUUGAAGAACUAAAUUUUAGAGUUUUUUUUUUUUAUUGUACUUCAGGUGAAGGCUUACAGAACAAAUAACUUUCUCAUGAAACAGUAGUACAUAUGUUGUUUUAUGACAUUGGUUAACAACCCCAC